Molecule: messenger RNA, 5215 nt
Organism: Pocillopora meandrina
Lineage: Eukaryota; Metazoa; Cnidaria; Anthozoa; Scleractinia; Pocilloporidae
Source: the annotation of a GenBank genome assembly
AUGGCAGAGGCCACAGGGCCGUUGAAUAUCUCCCUAGAGGAGUCGGUACCAUUUGUUACUAUUCUUACAAUUACUGGAGUGACAUCCAUCGCGGCUAAUUUGCUAAUCGUCGGAAUAACUUGCAAGAAUUCUCAAAGGAGAAAGGUGCAUGACUUGUUCACCUUGCAUAGCAGUUUAGUGGAUUUGCUAACCGCAUCAGUGGUGGUACCAUUCUGGAUUUUGUCCACCAUCCACAGUAGAACAAAUUUCGUGGGUGAUAUCUAUUGUAAAGUCAGCGCUACCUUAGGCCUAGUGGAACUCUUGGCUCCUGCUAUGUUCCUGAUGCUGGUUGCCACCAGCAGGCAUUGUUCAGUUAUCGACAAGAUGGCUUUCCCCAGAAUAUUCAGCGAUUUUAGGUCAAAUCUGAUGGCUGUGAUUGUAUGGUUGUUUUCAUUUUUGAUCAGUAUUCCUCCCCAUAUUGCAUGGUCAGCUUCUCCGGAGAUCCACUGUCUCCCAGAUUUGGUGACUAAUUCUUGGUAUACCACUUCAGUUCUAUCAUUUUGCUUCCUAUUGCCGCUCAGCGCAGCGUUCUACACACACAUUUAUGACAUUUUCAUCUUUCAACCGGAGCGAAUGAAGCGAGAUGACUCAAUGAGGAGACGUUGCGAGAUUUAUGGGCUGCGAGGAAGCGAGCGAACCACUCAGAAAGUGUUUUUUGUGAUUCUUAUCAUUCACACAUGCUGUUGGGCGCCCUACUUAUGCGUGGCAUUGACCCAGGCGAUGAAUGGAGGUAAAAUAUAUUACACAGGAAAAUUUCCAAUCCAUUUUGUCGCCUUGGUGGUGGCAUUGACGGGUACCGCGCUUAAGGGAGUUGUCUCGUGCUUUGAGUUACCUGAUUUGAAAGAAUCGAUCAAGAAACAGUUUGGAUGUGUGGAGCAGGAGGAAAGUGAGGGGAAUACGACCAGAAUAUUCGAAGUUUAAGCAAAGAUGUACAAACUUCCGAAAAGCAUUUUGUGGGAGGGGUAGGUGAAUCCUUGAGGGCUUGCGUUGGCUUAACGGCUCAGAAAAUUAGAUUGUAAUCACGUGUAAACAACAACAACUUUAGUCUAGAUGAACUUUAGGAGUAGUUUUAAAGCUACAUCAUCAAAAAUUUAUAAAGAUUGGCCAAAAGGCCGUUGAAUGCCUGUGUCUUAACAAUGCACCAAAUUACGGUGUAUCUGGUUUUUACGCAUAUAACCUUACCUUUAACAGAACAGUACACCCACAUAUCGAAUGCAUUUACUGAGGCUCUAGAGGGUUUUAGUAUUUUUGUUUAGUGGUCAGAAGCUUAAAUCGGUCUCACAGUUGAAAUAUAAACAUCCGCGGACAGGUAUACCGCUAAUAGCCAAACAAACCUUGUAAUUUCUCAUUUUUGCUUAGCCGAAAAACUAAAAAGCUGUAUUACUGUAGAUAUGCUAUAUAAGAAAUUUUUCUUAUUUGAAAGUAUAAUUUUGUAAUAUCACUGCGAUAAAUGGACAGCUAUUAAAAAAAGUUGGCUCAAAUUAUAGUAUAAGUUUGCCAAAUUAGUGUUUGCUAAGAUGUCUGUUUACUCGUUAAAGCUGCCAAACCAAGACGAUUUACAUACAUAUUUAUGCGUAAGAAUCAAGCGAUUCGUGAAUUGGUUCAGUGGAGGUGUGGUUAACUUUGUUAUUCCCGCCCUUCAGCUUAAAAAAAGACAAUUAAAGCUCCUGAAAUCAAAGGGGAUUUUCCGCACGAAAAGUGCCGAAUUCGUCUGUUUUUUAAACAUAGAUUGUAUGGGAGACAUCCCUAAAUGUUUUUAUUAUUUCAACUAACAGCGCUACACCAAAAUCACCUGCCGCAUUGAAAUAGAACGGGAAAAGAUCGGAUUUAACGAUUACUUUAAGAAGAUGAUGCCCACAACUGGAGUUCUUUUUAUGCAUUUUUCAUAUUCUACUAAACACAAUGGCUUCUUGUUUCAUUGCGCUGUCUUUCGACUAUGAAAUGCAACAUUGCUCAGUGAAACUGACUUUGUCAUGGUGUGAAGACAAAAAAAGUAAACUUGACAGCAGAAAUAGUCCCAUAUCUUUGCAAUUUUGCACAGGCUUGAACAUGAGAUGUAACAAAACAGUGUUUAUGAACAAUUGUUAAAGAGCGUGGUAUACCAUUAAAUUUGUUUAUGUCGUUAUUCUUGCAGCUCAGCCGGCGGUCCACCCCAGGAGUAAAGCGAACAUAUCCGAAAUCAACGGGGUACCACUUCGCUUUCUAUGCUGACAUGCACUUCUCGCCAAAUUCUCGCGUAAUUUCCACAUAUGCAAAAUUUUCUAUCAGGUAAUAUGUGAACUUGGCAAAAUAAAUAGCGUAAGGUAAAUAUUUAUUCGGCAAGCAAAUUGGGAAGUAUUCAAUAAAAUUAUUUUAUUUGUGAGUUGCACUCACUGCUCUUGUGUUUACUCAUCAUGAAUAUAUAUUAAUUUAUUAUGUUUUCGCAUAUAUAUGUUAUUGUUUUUAGGUUUUCGUAAACGCGAAUCGAAUCAGACAAACAAAUAACCUGUGGCUGCGUUUUGUUUCGUUUGAAAGGUUCACUGAUGGAAAACGUUAUCGGUGUAAUCGCUGAUAUGAUUUAAAUGGCCUCCUAAUUUUCGCCUUGUUAAACCUCGAAUAAACCUGUGUUAUAAUGCAAAUUUACUCAACCAAUAAAUGAUAAGCACGGCCAGUUAGUAAAAAGCAUCAACAAGCUUGCAAUUGGUUAACUUGCUGCAUUCGCAUUCAUUCCACACACCUUAUAUCUGCUUACAACCGGGGCCUGUACUGUUUCAUUGAAUUUAUGGUCAGAACCAAAAUGAUUUGAGUUUUUAUGACUUUCUAACCAUCCAUUAUGAAAUAACAAUCCAAUCAAGGUUCAACUCCUUUUGAAACAUCAAAGUUAACAAGAUUUCCGCGCAGCCCCAUGCUUCAUCACAGCUCUUGGAUAAAGAAAACACCGGCGGAAACAAUUCAUUGCCUUUAGGACUGCGGCUUUGUUUUUGAAUAAAUAAAGGAGAUAAGUUUCUAAAUAAAUUGUGGUGCUGCGUCAGUGGGAGAGUAUAACAGGGUAAUUAAGUGUUAUCAACUGAUUUGCCAACGUAAAUUGGCCACCGUAAAAAGUUCAAAGGCUGACUUUUGGAGCGCUUAGCCCUUCGUCAGAGCUAUGACAGGAAAAGAAAUAACUAUACAGGGCUUUUGCAUGUCUUGUAAUUGGAAUGAGUAGAACUUAUCAUUUGUUUUUGAAUAGUAUGGUGCAGCAAUCUAUCUGAAAUUUAUUUCUCCGAGUUUGGCCGUGCCACUUAAUAAAAAAACCGUUCUCAGUCAUUUUCAGUUUCAUUCUGAUUUCAGAUCACAUCCUUCUCAAAACAGACUUCCUGCUUUUGACCAAAAUUCUCAUUGACAUAGUCAUCGACCACAAAAAGCUGGAUAUCUGCAUCAUUAAAACCACUAAACAAAUAUAUAUACAAAUAGAUUGAACUACGCUUAAUCACCCACAGAGGAAAAAAGAAAACAAAUAAAAAAACUAACUCCCACGUAUUCCAUCUUAUCCCUGACAACUUCAAAUUUGUGUUUGCGAAGCAAACUGCGUUGAAAGCUUUGGCAGUUGAGCACCUAACCUUGUUCAAAAAAAAAUACUCUUUAAAUAUAUACCGCUCUGAGUCGUUUCUCAAAAGUUCGGUUUUUCUGUAGGGGUGUGAUGACUUUUUUCCUUUUUUCGAACAUUUAAAUGAGCGGUUUUUGUGACGUUGAUUGCUUAAGAUUUGAAAAAGGGGGUAAGUUUCAAGAGAAACUAUAAUGGUGCGUCGGUGGAAGAGUACUAAAUUACCCUGCUCAGGCUCAGGCUCAUGAGAGGAUCAAAGGAACUCGGAGCAGCCAAAUUCUUCGGGUUUUUCCACCGUUGGAUAAUAAUCUAUCCAAUUAAUUUCCAAUUAAUCUCAUUUUUUUAGGAUUUCCAACCCUUGCCUCUAGUCAAAAAUCCGAGAUUUGGACUGGGCUCGAAUGCUAGGUCACUAAGUCUUCGCCCUGAAAAUCAUAGCCGUCCACCCCACCAUAACUCCUUCCUCUUAGAAUUACACAUGGCGCCUAAGGAGAAGGGUAAGAACAUUGAUCUAAAAGUAUGCGAUUUUUACAAUAUAGCAUUAACUUUUUUCGACUUCUGAGCCGCGAAUAGUAACAUGAAUAAAUAAAGACGACAAUUUGGUAGUGAGCGAUUAUCCUGUUGAAAAACUGUGCUAGAAAUGGGAUUUGUUGUUCGAUGUUGCAUUCCACGUGUGGCUAAUAAAUGUUCAGAUUUUCCUUCGAGUUUAAACCAUUUUAGCUUCGAUCAUUGUGUAUUUCAUGCACAGUGGAGGCUUCUUAGAUGAGGGACGUGGCAACCAUUUGAGGCCAGUCCGGAGGGUUUUAACGAAUCAGCAGACAUACUAUCACAACCAACUUCUUGUCUGUACCUUCAUUUAUCAACAUUAGUCCUCAGUUAGCUUUGUAGAAAAAUUGUACAUAACCGUGAAUUACUCCCGAAUAACGUUUUUUAAUAAAUAAAUCAUGAACUUCAAAUGUGGCUCUGCCAAGCAUAUGCCUUCCUUAUACCUUUGUAUUAAAGUAGAGGUGAAUGCAAAGCCUUUGCUAUGAAGAUGAUUUUUCUUACGCACAGAUAUAACUCAUUUUCGUGAGAAGGUUUUGCACCUGGUCUCAUUUGAAUAGUAAGGGGUUUUGGAUUUGGAAAUGGUAUAUCUUUCUUAUAGACUUUGACUGCGUUUGGCAGCUGGUUGCUCCUCAGCCUGUUUGAACUUGUCACUACUGAUAUUUUGUGCUCUGUUUGAUUUUACUGUCCUCAAAAAGCCCUCCGGGGAGUUGUUAUUUUGGUUCUUUUAUGGAAUGUUAAUUGAAAGGGGAGACAAUUUUGGAAAAAAAUGUCAUUCAGACUGGCUGAUUAACUCCAUGUUUCAAAAAGUCUUGCUGAAUUUUUGUUUUUGUUGUGGUUUCAGGAAAGUCAAAAUCUGGUGCCUCUGUUAAGUCCAGUGAGACAUCUAAGGCCCAGAAGGCCAAGAAGUCUGUACUGAAAGGUGUUCAAAGAACACAGAAAAGGAAGGUGCACAAAUGUCCACUUCUACCGUCCCAAAAACCCUUCGCUUGCAAAGAACUCCCAAAUACCCAAGGCACUCUGCUCCAAGGACCACCAAACUUGAUCACUUUGCCAUCAUCAAGCAUCCUUUGA